UUGGGGAAUACUUUGAUAAAAAAGGGUCGUCUAAAUUAAGAUAAAAUGAUUCAAUCGAAAAAUUUUCUUUAUAUAACCUCAACUCUACAUAAGCUUCUUAAUAAGUAGUGCAUAAUAAACUGAUGAUCUGGUAUUGUGUGAAUAAAAACAAGUACGAAUUUACUGGAUUGUAAAAUUUUGGUUGUAAUAUAGGAGAAAAGAGGUUGCAUAUACACUACUUGACCAGGCAUUUCCAGAAGCGUGGAUUAGAUAUGAGCCUAUCAAAUACAGGAAAAUUGAUUUGUCCUUGCAUUUUUUUACUGGUGAUAUGUUGUCGUCAUGUGUUAUCAAAUGGUUCUAAUGAAGAACUACUGCCUGUGAGCAUUUCUGAAGUUUAUGAAAGCCUGAAGAACAGUCCUUUGAUCCGAGGAUCGAUUACAUCGAAUGGAAAUCGAAAAGGUAUUUUAACGAAAAGGAGGUUAUUCAGUAAUUUGUUUAUGGACGAUGCCGGACAUAAUCAUGAAGAACGAAAUGAGUUUGGUAUUAUAUAUGACUAUGCACUACCCAAAAAGUAUAAAUUUAUGGUCGGUGAUAAUGAGGAAGUUACAGAUCUAGCAGGCAAUGGCCAGAUUGUGACUGAAAUAACAGAAAAUGAUGAAUGUGAAAUCAAAUAUAUCUAUGACAUGGACUACGACUCUGCAGUUUGUCGAUUGGUAGGAGGUGAUUGUUAUCUUGAAUACGAAAAGCAAUUCAGGACUGUGAUACCCGACAAGAAUCGUUGCCUCCAGAAAAAUAAUGAUUGUGUUAUGAAUAUCUCAGACUAUGGGAAUAACGGCGUUAUGUUACCAUUCACACGUUUGAACUGUUUGAAGUAUAGGAUGAAAGCGAGGACUUUGAGUGAUUUACCUUUUCCAGAACUCGAAAAGAAAAAUGAAUGUGAAUUUCGCUACAUCAAUGAAUUAACUCCACAAGAAUUAUUUUGCCAAUUGAAGGACAAUGCUUGUUAUUUAGGGAAUGAAGAAAAAAUAACCAUCAUCAGAGAUGAUGAAAACUGCAAAUUAGUACGUAAUCAUUGUGUGUCCAAGGGCGAUAUGCGUACCGAAUUGCCAUUCGUCAGUAAAAAUUGUCACAAAUUUGAUAUACCUAACAACUCAAGGAAACGAAGGCAAUUAACGUAUCCAGCAAAAGGUUGUGAACUAUACUCUAGCCAAAAUAUGUUCUACAGGAUCGUGAAGUGUCAAUUGAUAAAUGGUGAAUGCUACUUAGAAAUGGACAACAGGGUGACAAUUCAGCCUGACAAUGAGAACUGUUUUCAACAUGGUGAUGGAUGUUAUGCUUUCACUUCGUUUCCACGAACUGAGCUGCCACUGGUUGAUAAAGAUUGCAUAAGGCGAAUUGAUGUCAUCGAGCAUUAUCCGAAAAACAAUAGGGGUUUACCCCAAGGACUUUCCUCAAAGUUGGGUUCCGCAAAAAAGGAGUUUAUUAAUUCAUCGCCCAAAUUAGCAGGAAGAGCCGGACAUCAUUUCAUGGACACAACAGAUGAACCUCCGUCAAAUGAAUUAGGAUUAAAUGGGGUUUCCUUUGGAAGAAGUUCAAUAAACGUACCUCCUAAUCCACUCGAAGAAACUUUAUUUGAUGGUUUGUCAGAUGUCAAAGUUCAAAGAGCUCGUUGGAAAGAUAAAUCAUCUGAUGAUGAUAUAUGGAAAGAUCCGCAAUAUACUAGUUGCAUUUUAGUAAUGCAAAAGAAAGGCGAUAAAUUCGAGAAGCGUUGCUAUCCCGGCAAUGAAGAAACAGAUUACCUAAUAUCCGACGAAAGUAACUGUCGCCUUAUUGACGGUCAGUGUUACAAGGUCCACAAAAAUCGGAAAAUCAAGAAAAAAUAUUUGUCUACGAAAAAAGAACUUAGACGUGUUAAACUAUUCGACGAGUGUUACGAGAUCGAUGUUGAAGAUUUGUAUGAGAGCCCCUGUUCACAAUCUAACUACGAACUAUUGAUGGUCGAUCCAGAAAAUCCUAAGAAUUUCUGCGACUCGAAGGACUGUGGAGAAACCAAAGACAAGACAGUGGUACCUGUUAGAACUGUCAAUAGAGAUUCGGAUUCUGUAUUGAUGGAUGCUCUGAAAGCGAUGGUACCAGAGGAUCAGUUAAAUAUGAAACCUGACGGUUUGUUCUACUCUGUUGCGUUUCUCUACAACGAUUCAUUUUCAGGAGCUCUGUCGACUCCAAUUGUUCAGAAGAAAGAAUCAAAUAGAUAUGAGAAUAAAAAUGACCAAUAUUUUAAGAAUGAAGAAAAUAUAGGAUAUUUGGAUCUGGACGAUUAUUUAUAUGACGAUUCAGACGCCAGUGGUGAAAUUUCAGAAGGAAAAUCUCGCCAGUCUGCACGCUCAGAAGAUGCAUGGCAGGACCUCAAGAAUACUAACUGUAUCUUCCACAUGAUAAAAGGCAAGCAUUCGUGGAAAGCAAAAUGUUACCCUGGAAACGAUCUAUCCGAUGAGAUAAAUCCUCAACUUGAAAACAGCUGCCGCCUCAUUGACGGUGAAUGCCUCAAGGUACACAGAGAUCAACAAUUUUUGAGUUCGUAUUUUAGGGAGUCACCAAAUGAAAUAUUGAAAUGCAUUAAACUCGAUGACGAAUGUUUCUUAGUCUCUGCAAAUUUAUUAUUAGAAAACAAGGAUGAUUGUUAUGAAUCGAUGUGUAAUAAUCUGAUAGAAGAUCCCCAAUUUCUUGGAAACUACUGCGAAUCUUCGGAUUGUGGACACUCGGGUAAUAACUUGAAAUUUUUGAGAGAACUGAACGAUGGUGAGGUUUCUUCGGAUAGGCCAAAGGUAAAAUCUCUAAAAGAUUUGCCUGUCUCUUAUCCCUUGUUGCAAGCUUUGAAGGCAGUGGUACCUAAGACGAACUUAAAUGAGAAUCCUUCAGCUCUGUUAUUUUCAAUUGGAUUGCUAUACAAUAGUUCAAGAUCAUCAGAUGUCCCCAUUGAAGAACUUGCAGGAAGAAGCAACCAAAAAGUCAUGCAAAAGGUUGGAAAUAUAACUGUUGAAGUACGCAAGAGAGAUGAAACACCUGAAUAUCUAUCAACAGAACACCGGAACCUGACAGACAUCUUAAAUACACAAGAGGCAGAUAUUUCCCUCGAUAAGGACCAAAGAUUGGCGAAAAACGCUCAAAUACUUAAUGAAUAUCAAUCUGUCAGCAGUGAUGAGCAUGAUUCAGGUUUUGAUGCAAUUGUUAAAAGGAGGCGUUUCUUCAGAAACCAAGGAACAGAAAAAGAGAAACAAAUUUCAGUACAUGAUGCAGAUCAAUCAAAAAGGGAAUUGAGGAAUGGAGAAAACUCUGAAUAUUUCUUUACUUAUCAGCCCAUUGCAGUAGAGACGCAGCCUGAGAACCUACCACGAGAAAGAUCAGAAUUUUAUUUCAAUCCAAGUAUUCCAUUUAUUUUCCUGGGAGAUUAUCCUGGAACCAAAGAAGGAACUAACGAUACUAUAAUAAUUAAUGAGAAGCCAUACAAAUAUCACGAUGAGAAUAUCCCAACGGUACAAGAAAUCAGAACUAAAACAGUUCACAUCAGUGAUGACUUGUUGCCGAAUGAAUAUAAUAAGGAUGCGAUAAUUGACUUUUUAUCAGCUUAUCCCUUGCCAUAUUGGUGUACACCUGAAGAAAAUGGAAAUGUUAUUAAUAACUGUUGUGAAAAACAUGAGAAAUGCAAAGAUGCGAUAGAGCCUUCAGAAGAAAAAUAUGGAUUGGAAAAUACUAGUGUCUAUAAGAGGUAUCACUGCUCUUGCGAAUAUGACUUCUUCAAAUGUUUGAAGAGCAUUGAGGGUAUCGUUGCCAAUUCAUUAGGAGUGGCUUACUUCAAUGUUAUAGCUCCAAAAUGUUUUGCACCAUUGUCCAGACUGAAAUGUUUAUCGAGAAAUAAGUGGAAAAAGUGCGUAAAAUAUGGAAAUGAUGAGACCUCAAAGGAAGCUUAUCGAUGGCUGGAUACUCCAACAUUCUAAUUGCUAGUAUAUCUUUAUUGAAUUUCAAGAAAUAAAAAUUUUCUCAGAU
Messenger RNA from Harmonia axyridis, 4023 nucleotides. RefSeq lists its product as uncharacterized. The coding region runs from base 252 to 3974 and encodes 1240 amino acids. The record is from RefSeq and is a predicted model, not a curated record. Gene Ontology annotation, biological process: phospholipid metabolic process; arachidonate secretion. Gene Ontology annotation, molecular function: A2-type glycerophospholipase activity. The transcript has 12 exons. NCBI's taxonomy places the organism in Eukaryota, Metazoa, Arthropoda, Insecta, Coleoptera, Coccinellidae.